Messenger RNA from Periophthalmus magnuspinnatus, 1105 nucleotides. RefSeq names its product KxDL motif containing 1 (gene kxd1). Lineage: Eukaryota; Metazoa; Chordata; Actinopteri; Gobiiformes; Gobiidae. Bases 254 to 808 code for a protein of 184 amino acids. The transcript has 5 exons. Gene Ontology annotation, cellular component: BORC complex. The record is from RefSeq and is a predicted model, not a curated record. Gene Ontology annotation, biological process: lysosome localization.
AGAGCGCAGCAGAGAACAGGAGAGAGCAGCUCAGGAAAAAGAAGAAGCACCAGCUGUCUCGUGACCGGAAGUCAGUAAAGACCGUUCAAUGCUAAUGCUAAUGCUAGCUAAUGUUGUUGUUCUUUUUAUACACCACUCAAAGGAGUUUAAUGGUAACAGACAUUUUAACUGAGUCAUUGUAGAGACAGUCGCCGUAACAGGAGGAAAGGUGAGCAUCUUGAGUGUUUCGUCUCUGCAGUUUUCACUUGUCAUCAUGGGAGAGCCCACAGCCUCUGGCGUCUUCUGUAACAGGAUGCUGAGCAUGGUGAACUCUGAGGAUGUGAAUGCCAUUAUCCAGGCUCAGAGACACAUGCUAGACCGCUUUGAGAAAACCAAUGAAAUGCUGAUAAACUUCAAUGGACUGUCAAAUGUGAGACUGCAGCAGAUGAACGAGCGCUUUCUGCUCCACACCAGGACGCUGGUGGAGAUGAAGAAAGACUUGGACAGUGUCUUUAGAAGAAUCAGGACUCUGAAGGGAAAGAUUGCAAAGCAGUACCCUGAGGCUUUUAGCAACAUCCAUGAGUCACCCAUUCUGGAUGAUGAUGACGAUGAAUUUGACCCUGUGCCACCCAGCGUUGCCACAACAACUGCCACAGCCACUCCCGAACAGAGCACAGAGUCAUGUGACACAAGUCCAGACAUCGCCUCGCCCACAGUGAGCAGGUGCUCCGAGGACCUGUCUCAAGAACCCCCUGACAUGCCCACUUCUGAAGGACAAGAGAUCUCUAUGCUACGGGACGAGGGGCCAGACUCUGUACCUGCUGAAUAGAGUAGACUUUUAGUUAAAUUAUUCACAGGAGGGUGAUAUGAUUAAAUAAAGAUAAUUUAUGGCAUUUCCCUGUGAUAUUUAGCCUGUACUAUGUUCAGAGUGAGUGACAUAUCACAAUGAAGUGAGAAUUCUCAAAGACUGCACUGUGCAAUUUUAUGGAUGCUUACAUGAUUCUGUGUUUGAAAACAGAUAAUGUGGAGUAUUAACACUGUUUAUUUAUUCUGUUAAUGCACCCUUGUUCUGGAGCGUGUUUGAGUUUAUAUCUAUGUAAAAUUAUGCUUAAAAAGCUUUUAUACA